This is a messenger RNA of Striga hermonthica, 663 nucleotides long. The record is from the annotation of a GenBank genome assembly. Lineage: Eukaryota; Viridiplantae; Streptophyta; Magnoliopsida; Lamiales; Orobanchaceae.
AUGAGUUUCGCCACCACUGUUCCACGCCAAUCGUCCUCCCACUCUUCAAGGUCUUCUCGCCAGUGCAAUGUUUGUGGCCGAUCUGGACAUGACACCACAGUUUGCUUUCGAGUAAAAGUCUGCCCCCAUUGCAACCGCACGGGUCACGAUCCACGCCGUUGUUUUGAAGUUGUUGGCUAUCCUGCAGGUUGGUCCGGCAAAUCUCCAGCGACUCCGUCUACCGCCGCGUCUUCGACGGGAAAAGGUGAAUCGAUUGGCACCUCUUCAUCUUCUGCUGGUGGUGACCGACGACUUAUUCCUUCAGUCUCUGCCAAAGCCCACGCUGCCACUAUUGUUGGGACAAAACCUGUUGGGCCCGGUCAUGUUGGGCCAAGUCAUGUUGGGCCAAGUCUUGCUAAUUCUGCUAUCCAAUUUGGCUCUUAUGGGGCUAAUUCUGUCCCGGCAUCUACAGCCGACCUCGACUGCGACGCCGCCAUGAGGAUCUCUCCUAUGACGGCGGUCUGCUCCAGCCGGGCUCGCCGACAAGCUAUGGCCUCCGAUCGACCGAGACUGCGACACCGAUGUGGACCCUGCAAACCACCAUCUUCAUGUGCAGCACUGACGACGGGGCUUGAGCACGGACAUGGGAUGAUGAUUGGAGCUGUCUGCAAUCAGCCUCCGUGA